GAAUUCCGGUAAAAUGCCGGACUGGUUAAGAGAAGAUGUUUGGGAUAAACUUCUUGAGAAAUGGAAUACCCCAGAAUGGAAGGCAACAAGCAAAGGCAAACCGUGCCUCUAAAAAAGGUGGCUCGUUGCACACAGGAGGUUCGAUUAUUUUUGAGGCCCAUAAACUAAGAAUGGAAAAGGAAAGAGGGCGAGAUGUGAGUCACGCUGAGGUCUUCGAGGAGUUGCAUAAGAAAAAGAAAAAGGAUGGUACAAGAGAACACUGGGUGGAGACGCGUGCGUCAGACACAUAUGAAGAUUAUCAUAAAAGGUUGGAAGAAUGGCAACAAACUCAGCCUCCUUCAACUCAACCAACACCUGAUGAUAUGGCUUCAUUGUGGACAGAGGCAGCGGGUGGAGCAAACAAAGGCAGAGUUUACAGACUAGGAGUACAUCGACUUACAGGUCAUCCAAACCCACUCUUAGCCAAUUCUUCUUCUCCUCAAAAUCAAGAACAGAUGGAAGAUAUGAGAAACGAAAUUCGUGAAUUGAAGCAACAAUUGGACUCCCAUUACGGAACAUUUGUUAAGAUGCAGAAUUCAUGUGUAAACAUGGGCAUGAUUUAUCUGAUGAUGAGGAUGAACAAACUGAAUCUGAUGUGUAGUAGUUUAGUUGUGAUGUUUUGGCUGAUUGGUAAACUUGAUUGUGAGAGACAACUUUAUGUAUUGCUUUUAAACUUGAAUGUGAGCUACUAUUUGGAUGUUUUUAUGCCCAAAAUUGUUAAGUUUAAAGAAUUUGCAACAAUGGAGAAGUCAAAACAACAGCAAAAAACUGUUUUGAAUAACUUUUUGGGCAGAGGAUUGAAACUGGAUUUCUCGGCUGUCAAGGCUAUCAGGGAUAACUACUAUGAUUCUCCUUCAGGAAGUAGUGAAAAUGCUUUACCACUUUCUCGUCCCAGCUUUGGGUUGUUGUAUGGAACUCCUGAAAGUUCUGCAAACCAGAGACAUCUGCAAAUGUGGAGUUCAAUUGGGGAUAUUAGGGAGCAAAGGGGGGAGGUCUGA
Molecule: messenger RNA, 1037 nt
Organism: Nicotiana attenuata
Lineage: Eukaryota; Viridiplantae; Streptophyta; Magnoliopsida; Solanales; Solanaceae
Exons: 4
Coding region: 36-1037 (333 amino acids)
Source: RefSeq, a predicted model, not a curated record